ACAUGGUGGACGGACGCCGAGAGUCAUGAGAGCGCUGGGAAAGUUUCUGGAAGGCGGAUGGCGGACGGUCAGCGUGUCUUUCACCCCCGUGUGUUCCCGAGGUCGCGCUAGUUUCUCCGGGCGGUUUGGAAUGCUUCAGGGCGCGUACUGAGCGCUCUGUUUGGGAUUGAAAGAGAGGGCUGAGGUGCAGGAGCUUCCCCCGGUGUGUAGCGGCCCGUCCCGCCGGCGCUAUGCCGUGGCUCAGCGGCUCUAAGCGGGGAGAGAGCUCGGAGCUGCCGCUGCCCGCCGGCUGGGAGGAAGCCCGGGAUUACGAUGGCAGAGUGUUUUACAUCGACCACAACACCAGGCAGACUUCGUGGAUCGACCCUAGAGACAGGAUCACCAAACCCCUGACGUUCGCCGACUGCGUGGGUGACGAGCUCCCUCUGGGCUGGGAGGUGGUGUGUGACCCGCAGGUCGGCGUCUACUACAUCGACCACAUUAACAAGACCACGCAGAUCGAGAACCCUCGGACGCAGUGGCGGCAGGAGCAGGAGCGCAUGCUGAAGGAGUACCUGGUGGUGGCCCAGGAGGCCCUCAAUGCCAGGAAGGAGAUGUACCAGAUCAAGAAGCAGAGGCUGGAGCUGGCGCAGCAGGAGAUGCAGCUCUUCAACCAGCUGAGCCAGGAGGAUACCCGCUCCGUCACCAGCUCUCACUCCGGCUCGUCCUCCAGCGCUAAAUACGACCCCGACCAAAUCAAAGCGGAAAUCGCCUGUAGGCGUGAGCGGCUCUGUAAGCUUAAACAGGAGCUGGCGCAGAUGAGACACGAGCUCCAGUACAAGGAAAUGGGAGUGGAGACGCUGCAGGAGAUCGACCGGAAGAUGUCGAGCAGCCAGAUGAGCUACAAGCUGGACGAAGCUCAGGCCAUCUUCAACGAACUGCGCAGCAUCAAGAAGGCCAUCAGCUCGGGCGAGAAGGAGAGGCAGGACCUCAUCCAGAGCCUGGCGACGAUGACGGGGAAUUUUCACAGCCUCUCCAUCACCGACCCUGUGAACGAGGUGGGCGGCGGCAGCGUGGCUCCGCCCGACACGGGCAUUGCGCAGCAGUACACGGACGCCGGCUGUCAGACUGACCUCAUCGGAGAGGAAUCGUCUCCGUUGGUCGACAAAGUUCGGCUCACCUGGCAGUACGAAGAGGCCAAGAAGAAAGUGACCAGUAUCCAGCACCAGUUGGCGAAGCUGGACGGCGAGAGCUGGUCGGGCCGGGCCGAGGCCGAUCGGGACCGGGACUGUCUGCAGCUCCUGAAGGAGAAGGAGGCGCUGCUGCAGGAUCUGAUGCUCCUCGGCCAGCAGCGCCACCCCCCGGAGGUCCUCGCCCAGCUCGACGAGGAGCGGCGCCGCCUAGAGGAGGAGGUGCAGAAAGCCCAGAGCAUCCAGAGCCAGGGAGCCAAUCAGAGGAUACUUCAGCAGGAGAAGAGGAACGUGUUAUUAAGACAGCUGGAGGAAGCGACUCGCAUCACCACUUAUCUUCACUCUCAGCUCAAGAGCCUGUCGGCCAGCACCCUCACCAUGUCGUCCAGCAGCAGUCGUGGCUCUCUGGCCUCCAGCCGGGGCUCGUUGACGUCCAGCCGCGGCUCUCUGAGCUCCCUCAGCUUCACCGACAUCUACGGCGUGCCCCAGUACGAGGCCUGCGUGGACGUGCCCGAGCCCGCCUGGCGCUACCCCAUGCCCGCCGACGCCCCGUGCGCCAACAGCCCGUCCGUGUUCGGGCCCAAGCGAGCCCAGGAGACGCCGCAGUCGCUCACCUCGCUCUCGUCGCGUUCCUCUCUGUCCUCCCUGUCUCCUCCCGGCUCCCCCAUGGACACGCCCUAUCACUCGGGCCCUCCGGACUGUCCCCUCACCCAGAUGACGGAGGAGUACAUGGAGCUAGCCGGGCGUGGCCUGCUGAUCGAGGGCCUUCGGUGUCAGACUUACGGUCAGACCCAGCAACAGGCGAAUGUGACCUCGGAGGGAGAGGCGGGAGGCUCCUCCGCCGCCCACCUGCUGGAGGUCAAGGGCAGUCGAGACGGACUCUACAGCUCUGCAGGAGUGACCAUGCGCUCUAACAGCGUGAAGCGGAGCGGGCGUCGUAGGGCUCGUCGGGUCUCGGCCGGCGUGAACGAGGACGUCCUGGCCACGGACAGCGGGGUGUUUGAGGCCUGGAGCAGAAGCAGAACGGAGGAGGCAGAGGAGAUCAUGUUCACCCGAGAUGCCCUCAGCGCCCCCGAAUUCCCUCAGGUCCAGUUGGGACUCCUAUACGAUUCCAGCUCCAUGUCUCUGCUUCUGCACGUGCUCCAACUGAGAAACGUGACCAAGGCUGCUGUGAGAGAGGGCUACAAAGUCUUCGUGAAGGUGAACGUGCUGCCCGUGGACCCCAGCCGGCCGUGCACCUACUACUGCUGCAAAGCGCAGGAAGCGCGGUCGACCGUCAGCUUCAACGAGGGCUUCCAGAUCCCAAUUCCUGCGGGGGGCGCUCUUUCUCACGCCCUGCACCUGCAGCUCUGUGUGGUCGGGCCCCUGGGGCACGAGGAGCUGCUGGGCUCGGCUCAGGUGCCGCUGGCUGAUUGUGCGGGCACCGCUGAGAUGAUCUACCAGUGGCAUCGUGUACAUCUUCUGCAGCAGGAGAACCACAGAGCCGAACCCAGGAACCUUUGCCAGCCCGGGCACAGCGUGGACGAGGAAGAGGAGGAGGACGAAGGUCACGUCAGAGCUCAGGCGUCUGCAGGAGCUCAGCUGGACGGGGUGAAGAGGGAGCUGGAUCUGAGUGAGGAGGAACUCGAGAGGAAGGAGGAGCGGGGAGAAGCUGCAUCAGAGAGAAGCUGGCAGGCCGAGUCGGUGGACAGCGGUUGCAGUAACAGCACAGCGUUCGUCUCUGCGUGUCCCGAGGGUCUGUGUGUGGAGGGGUUGUGUAUAGCCACCGGGGGGCGCUGCGUGCACCACUCAGACCGGCCCCUCGUUAUCAAGGUGGACAAGGCGACCAACACGGAGAUGAUGCGCCUGCAGCCUAAAGAGAGGCCGGGGCGCUGGAGCCACGCCCCUCCGUUUCUGCGUACCAGCACGCUGUCGCGCUCGCACACGUUCUCGCCCGGAGCUCGCAGUCAGUACGUGUGCAGGUUGUACCGCAGUGACAGCGACAGCUCGACUCUGCCGAAAAAGUCUCCGUUCAUCAGGAACACCCUGGAGAGGAGAACCCUGAGAUACAAGCAGCAGCCCCACCCUUCCUCCCUGGCCGAGCAGCCCACCCGUACCUCUCUGGAUCUGGAGCUGGACCUCCAGGCCUGUCGAACCCGGCAGAGGCAGCUGAGCGAGGAACUGAACGCGUUACGGGAGCUGAAGCUGAGGCUGGAGGAGCCACACCAGGGUGCCCAGGGUCCUCAGGGUGCCCGUGGCCCAGCGGACCUUCCACAGUGGGUCCUGAGAGACGAGCGCUUCCGGAAUCUUCUCCGAGAAACUCACAGACAGGCGAUGCAGAGCCGACAGGAGCAGAGGCAGGAGGAGGCGGCCGAACGAAGAUUAAGAAAAGCCUCCAAAGAAGUGCUGCAGAUGAGGGGCCAGAGCCACAAGGAGCCGCUUCCUGUGCACACGUUCAGAGAGAAGAUGGCUUUCUUCACGAGACCAAGGUUCAACAUCCCGCCUCUGUCAGCCGACGACGUGUGACGUGUGACCCCCCAUCAGGACGCGGCGCCUUCAGAUGUGAAGUGUUUGUGUUCACGCCCACGAAGUCACGAGAACGAGCGUGUCCUUAUUUCAUGAAGCUGCGGACAAGUGUGCAGGAGCUCAGUGUGUAACCCUAACCGCCCUCCCUCCCUCACACACACACACACACACACACACUCACACACACACACACACACUCACUGAGCAUUUUAUUAGGUACUACAGUACCUAGACUACAGUUACUACACUAGAAUAUAAAUGUGCUUUCCGGGUAUUCAACUACUGACAAAAUAUAAAUGCAACUGUGUGAGUGUCAUGUGAUCCGAAAUUGUCCUAUGAUAAAAGGCUAUAUGUUUCUUAUAAAGAGAUGAGUACAUUUAAACAGUAUUUUAAUAUCCUAACAACACUGCUGCACCUGCUACACUCAUCACCCUGUAAUAUGUCAGUAAUUGUAUACCCAAAAAUGUCAUCUGUAUUAUAGGUGUAGCUUAUACACUGAUCAGCCAUAACAUUAAAACCACCUCCUUGUUUCUACACUCACUGUCCAUUUUAUC
This is a messenger RNA of Trichomycterus rosablanca, 4228 nucleotides long. It is a transcript of the gene wwc3, whose product is annotated as WWC family member 3. Gene Ontology annotation, biological process: regulation of hippo signaling; negative regulation of organ growth; regulation of DNA-templated transcription. Gene Ontology annotation, cellular component: cytoplasm. The record is from RefSeq and is a predicted model, not a curated record. Gene Ontology annotation, molecular function: kinase binding; molecular adaptor activity. Lineage: Eukaryota; Metazoa; Chordata; Actinopteri; Siluriformes; Trichomycteridae. The transcript has 23 exons. Bases 231 to 3674 code for a protein of 1147 amino acids.